AUGAUUGUCCUUCACUGGUUAGCAGGACCGGCUACUCGUUGGAAAACAUUUGUAGCCAAUAGGGUAACAAAAAUACGGGAUCUCAUUCCUAAUGCACAAUGGCUUCACAUUCCUUCUCAUCAAAAUGCAGCCGAUUGUGUUUCCCGAGGUCUUCGACCUAAGGAAUUUAUCCAACAUAAGAAUUGGUUGUUUGGGCCGGAUUGGUUGAAUGGUCCUAUAUCAACUUGGCCUGCAAAAACGGUUGAACCUUCCGGAGAUAUUGAUCAAGAAAGAAAAGCUAACGUUCUAAUAGUAAAGAGUGUCAUACCACCGAUCAAUCCUUUAUAUGAAUUAACGCAAAAAUUUUCUAGUUGGUGCAAACUUAAUCCGAAACCCAUUUUUCCAUUCAUGGGCGACUUACCAGUACCGCGCAUAACAGCCAGUAGAGCUUUCCUAAACGUCGGCGUUGAUUAUGCAGGCCCUUCAAUAUCUCCAUGA
This is a messenger RNA of Ctenocephalides felis (cat flea), 477 nucleotides long. RefSeq lists its product as uncharacterized. The transcript is spliced from 2 exons. Lineage: Eukaryota; Metazoa; Arthropoda; Insecta; Siphonaptera; Pulicidae. Bases 1 to 477 code for a protein of 158 amino acids. The record is from RefSeq and is a predicted model, not a curated record.